GCCCAAGUCCCAGCCAAGCUACAAAAACACAAACAACAACAGCAACAACAAAAGCCGCCUACAACAAGCUGGCAACAACUCUACAAAUUGUGUACAACUUAAAGCUGCCCUUCGCAGGCAAAAAGUGCAAGUGAAAAGUUGAAAAAAAUUGAAGCUUGGUCAAAAUCACAAAUUGUGCAAAAAUUAUUUGAAAAAGUCAAAAUAACGAUACAGACAGUCAUAAAGUGUGUGAGCGUGUCGAAUCGAAUCGAAUCGCGGAGGAAUUGGCAGCUUCGUGUGAGCCAAGAGAAGGAACAAUAAGAAGAAAAUAACAAUAAAAAUUAAGAACGAGGCCUAGUAGCCCAAAUUUCGUGGCGAAGCAGACGCGAAAGCAAACGCCAGCAAACGGGGCAGGCAUAAUUUUAAAUAAUUAAAAAUAAACACACGCCGAAGACGUCGAAAGCUGCUUCACCAACUUGUGAGUGCGUGAGUGCGUGUGAGUGUGUUUGUGCGUGGCGUAUCCGUAAGAUACGCGCUGCUAACGCUGACGUACUUGCUGGCUUCGCACCGGCCGGCGUUUUGUGCCCAAUUAACGCACUUUCGCAUUCGCAAUCCCAUAUUCAACAAAUAGCCGAGCGAACAGCGAAAAGCGAGCAGCGAGCGCCAGUCGAGCCAUCGGGCCGUGUAUCUUUGGCAUUCAAAUUCAAAUCCGACGUCAGCCUGCGCCGCCACCACCUAAACAAAAAACCAACAACAAAUGUUUGAGGUGCAUCAAAAAUAAAUAUAUAGUAUACACACAAAAACAUACAUAUAGUAUAUUCAAAAUAAUUAAUUGCAAUCUUAUCUGAAAGAUACGUGCGCGUCUAUGUGUGAGUGCGCGAGUGUGUAAGUGUAAGACAAGGCUGAAAGCGCAUUCUGUUCUACAUCAAAUUUAUUGCCUCGUCAAAACUGGCACAGAUAUAUUCGAACACACAUUGCCCAUAGCUGACAUUUUAUAGCAUUCAAACACUUUCGCUUACAAAUUGUGUGUCUGUGCGCGCUUGUUUGCUCUCUUCUGUCGCCGUCGUGCAGAAGCAAGAGAUACAGAUGCAAUUCCACCAUCACCUACUAAACUGUUAAUACUAAUAAAAAGUGUCACAAUCAAUUGUCGAAUUCCAACAACCAACAAGCAAAGUGCAAUAAAAACUGCCAGCGAAUUCCUCACCUCUUUAUUCGUUCAUGUGUUCGUAUGCGAAUCCAACGUCAAAUUUAAAUUCAACUCCGAAGGUUGCCUCGCAACAAAUGCAAAAGGAGCCCAUUGAGCUGAAGAAGCGUAUCGAGGAGGUGCGUCUGCUGGAGUCCCGCCGUUCCGCACGUUUGGCUGAUCAGGAUCGUGUCACGGACUUUGCAGUUCUGGCCGACAUGGGAGGCGAACGUCGCCGAGCCACAAACAGUAUUGAGGUGCCAUUGCCACAGACGCCGCAGCAAAACUCACGCAAACGUCCCCAGACCGAUGUUCACGACGACGGCAGCGACUCACUUGAAGAAAUGAACGCUUGUAGUGCCGCAUUAAUUUUAGUGAAUCUAAGCGCGCCCGACAAAUGUCUCGGCUCCAGUCCCGGCAGCAGCUCGUCGGCCUCGUGGAGCUCCGGCUCUGCCUCCCCGCCGCUCAGCGAUGAUGGACAUGCACUUCACAACCAUAGCAUUUUAUCACCGCACGAUGCCGCCUCGGCCAAUGCGCGCAUACGCACAACAUCGGUGUCCACCUCGGACGAGGGCAUUGUGAUGGACUAUAAAGACGAUCGCUGCAAUAAGAAGUUCAAAAAAUUACGCUGUACCUGGAAGGGCUGCAAUUGCGUUGAAAUGACGGCGGCGCAAAUCGAACGUCACAUAAGGGACAAGCAUUUGCGCAAAAAGGCCAGACGCUCUGGAGACAACGACUCCUGCAGUGAAAAUGAGCAUGAAGAGGAAUUCUAUUAUACGGACGACGACGACGAUGACGAGUCGGUCAAAACGCCUAGUCCAGCCUCUCCACCCACACUCAGCCACCGGGACAUGGCACGUCCGCCUCAUGAGGAUCCAGAAUACCAAAGACAGAAGGUUAUCAAUUUCAGACAAGGACGCGCUAUGAAUUAUAGCCAACAGCAGCAGCAGCAACCGCCACAUUUUAGCAACAACAGCCGGUCCUUGCAUCACAAUAAUAACGGCACCGUUCACAUCACAAGCACCCAACAACAACAGCUGCAGAACAACAACACAAGCCUCAUACCCACUUCGCCGCUGGCGCACCACAACUACACUUGGCCCUCCAACAGCGCUGGUGCCGGCACUGCGAUCCCGGUGACUGCAACAUCGACGCCGACAAGCGGGCCACCGAAUCAGCAGCAGCAACCACAUCACAUCAAGCAUCCACGCUCAUCAUCACGUCCGUCCCAUUCGGCAGCGCCAUAUCCAACAUCCACAUAUGGCCAUCAUCAGCAUCACAAUUACAGCAGCAGCGGAAGCAGUAGCAGCAACAACAGUAGUCCGAUCAUCCAUAGCAACAACAGUGCCAACAACAUGUUGCAUCAAUUGUCGCAGCAAAACGUCACAGUGACAGCCCAUCACAGUGGAAAUGGCAACAGCAACGGAAACGCAAACGUCAGCGGCCAACCGCACCAGCAACAACACCUGUCUGGCGUGACCAUCACGCCCAACUACCAUCCAUCGCAGCAGCAGCAACAGCCGCCGCAGCAGCAAAGACAACAGACAACUGCCAGCAACAUAGUUGCAAAUACGGGCCCCAACAUGCCACUGCAACACGUGGCCGUACAGCAUGCGGUCCAGCAUGCGGCCAAACAUACACCUAACUCACCGAGCCGUCGCACGCGCGGCGAGAACAAAAAAUGCCGCAAGGUCUACGGCAUGGAGCGUCGCGACCAAUGGUGCACCCAGUGCAGAUGGAAGAAGGCUUGUAGUCGCUUCGGCGACUGAAGGCGGCAGAAAUCGU
Molecule: messenger RNA, 2947 nt
Organism: Scaptodrosophila lebanonensis
Lineage: Eukaryota; Metazoa; Arthropoda; Insecta; Diptera; Drosophilidae
Gene: Glut4EF
Product: zinc finger protein 395
Exons: 7
Coding region: 1198-2931 (577 amino acids)
Biological process (GO): regulation of transcription by RNA polymerase II
Cellular component (GO): nucleus
Molecular function (GO): RNA polymerase II cis-regulatory region sequence-specific DNA binding; DNA-binding transcription factor activity
Source: RefSeq, a predicted model, not a curated record